Messenger RNA from Spinacia oleracea (spinach), 2363 nucleotides. RefSeq names its product peptidyl-tRNA hydrolase, mitochondrial. Bases 76 to 993 code for a protein of 305 amino acids. Lineage: Eukaryota; Viridiplantae; Streptophyta; Magnoliopsida; Caryophyllales; Amaranthaceae. The record is from RefSeq and is a predicted model, not a curated record. The transcript is spliced from 13 exons. Gene Ontology annotation, molecular function: peptidyl-tRNA hydrolase activity.
CUUUUUGGCAUCCAAGUAACGUAAACCAUUCCAAUUCAACUUCAAACCCUAGAAAUCGAAAUAGAAAUUCAGAGUAUGAACAUUGCUGCAAUUUCAUUGCCGUUUUCAUCAUCAGCUCUACAACGUUUCCAGUUUCGCAGAACUUUGUUUUCAUCAUCUUCAUUUUCGUCUUCUCUAAUUUCUAAAACCUUAAACUUUUCGUCUGCAAAUUCGAAUUGGAAAAUGAUCAAUUUUGAUUGUUUAUCAUCUUCCAGUGAAUCUAAUACCACCGCUGAGGGAAAUACGGCAUCGUCUUCUGGUGAUGAUGCCCUUCAGAUUAAGCCUGAGCCUAAACCUUGGCUUCUUGUUGGUCUUGGAAAUCCAACCUUUUUUUUUAACGGCAGUCGUCAUAAUGUUGGUUUUGAGAUGGUAGACAUCAUAGCAGAAGCGGAGGGGAUUUCAAUGAGUAAUAGUGUUUCUUUUAAAGCUUCGUUUGGGAAAGGCUACAUUGGAAAAGUUCCGGUCAUCCUUUCCAAGCCACUAACUUUCAUGAAUUUCAGUGGUUACUCUGUCGGUCCUAUGGUUUCAUAUUUUAAGAUCCCACUGAAUCAAGUACUAGUGAUUUACGAUGACUUGGAUUUGGCUUUUGCGAGAUUGCGGCUUUUACCCAAGGGUGGUCACGGAGGUCACAACGGGAUGAGGAGUGUCAUUGAUCAUUUCAAAGGAAAUCGCGACAUUCCACGUUUAAGAAUAGGAAUUGGGCGGCCUGCUGGAAUGAUGGAUGCUGCCAGUUUUGUUCUCCGUCCAUUCAGUAAACAAGAACGUGAAGAGUUGGAUCUGACAUUGGUUACGGGAUUGGAGGCAGUGCGGAUACUUUUGCUAGAAGGUUUUAAUAAAAGUGCCACAUUUGUGAAUAGCGCAAAACCUCUGCAACAGCUUAGUUCAGGGGCUGCGAAUGGGAGGCGCGAGCUGGGCUUCCAUACCAUGCCCCCGGAAAAAGGUCCCCAAAAUUAGAUUAUACUAAUUAGGUUACUGGAUGUACUAAAGAAUCGUUCGCUCAGUGGAAUGAAAAAGGGUGAAUGUGCAUACAAAGGGCCUGAGUUCGAAUGUUGGUAUGUAGAAUUUUUUUAAAAAUAAAACUAUACACGGUUAAUGUUUUUUACCCCCCUAACCUUUAAAAAGCCAGGUUUCAUGUUACUGUGUUUAAGACCAGUGCAUGGGCAAUUUUUCCGUCGAGCAUUCUUUAGACGAUUUCCCCCUUGCUUCUUUGCCUUCUCCGCGCUUCUACUCCAUCCUCCAUUUCCAACCUAACUUUUCCCUCUCCUUUCCUCCUUCACUGUUCUCUCUCCUCCCCAUCGUCGUUACGACACCAUUUGCUGCGAGUAGGCCGACAUUGACUAGAACAAAAGGUUUAUUCUUUUCUACAUAUUACUUUGUAUCCUUCAGCACAUUAUUCUUCAUUUUCUUUACGGAAUUCGAUUUAUUUUUGCUAGAAUGUAGAAUAUAGAAUAUUAGAUUUGUGGGAAUGUUAUUGUUUAGGGUGAUUCUUAAUUUUACUGCUCGUUCAUUGAUUAUUGUUUUUGUGUCUGUUGAUUGCUGUGAAAUUUAGUAAUGAAUUGGCAAUACUAGUUUGGCGAUUUGAUAUUUUCUUUUUCAGGUGCGUUUCACAUCUUACUAUUACUACAUAUAUCUUUUACUGUAGGCCGAAGCAUUGAAUGAGGAGGUAUUGACCACUGACUCAUCAAUUCAUCAUCAUCUUCAGCUGAUACGCCGCCAUUUGAGCUGGGCUAACCAUCUCCUUGAGUUGGUGGCGGCUACUGAAUACUGAUUCACCCUAAUUCAUCAUAUUGUAGAGACGGGCACGACCAGCCCUUUGCACGGAAGAGUAGAGAGUAUUUGAGAAAACUCUGCAAUGGAAAGGAGAUAGUUUACAAAAUGGAUUCGAUCACACCAGGGGAAUAGAAUGCUCCACCAAGAAGAGUGUUUGCUUCUGUGAUGUGUCGAAGUUGGUGGUUAAACAAGGUUGAGCAAAGGUCCGUUUCUUGACUAAGAUUUAUCAUCCGAAUAUUGAUAAGCUUGGAAGGAUAUGCUUAGACAUCCUUAAAGAUAAAUGGAGCCCAGCCCUGCAGAUCCGAACAGUAUUACUAAGCAAACAAAUGGUCGCGCUUAUAUGCAACAGGUGCUUGACAGUGGGACCUUAUCACACAAUUGGAUUUCCCCAUUGUAAUUUAAAACCACAUUACAUUUACUACUGUAUUGGAAAUGCUCCAAUUGCUCGGUUGUAGAUUAAUCUUGUCAUAAAACUGCUUCAAUCAUGCAUUGUCGAUUUGUCGUCAACAUUUGUAAUUCUUAUUUCUUUCAUUUACAAUCAUGUUAUUUUGUCA